GCACUGUCCGAGCAGGUAGCCCUGUGGUCCUACACUUUGACUGGGUACAGGGUAACAGUGUCAUCGUUAACCUACCUUGAUCUUCAACAACACUCACUACAUAUGCCAUCCUGCUUUCGACCCAAUAGAGUCAGGGAAGAUAAUGAGGUUAGAAACUAGGCUCGAAAUUGAUUUUCGGCCAGCAAAACCAUAGAGGGAAACUCACUCUCAGCUCUAUUGCCUGAAUUUGCACUGACUUUGCUGAGGUACCCUAGGUAAAGUGCCUUCGAACACCUCUACUUCGCUCUAGACUAUAAAAUCGCAUAAAAACCGGACAGCAUAAAAUGUAUUCACUUGACUCAACCAGUGCUAAUGUACCACCGCGAGGUAUAUCUGAGUAGGUGUUUUGUUAAUUAGAAAUUCCCUUUAGGUAGUCACCGCCAACCUUAGAUAACCCAGGACGAUACCCGUUAGAACUCCUGGUUGACUAUGACCGUGGGUUUCAGGUUACCUCAAUUACAGAACACAGACCUCAUGAAGCGGAAGGCUGCUGAGGCGACGAUUUCCUCUGCCAACAGAGACGAAGAGCCCAACAAGAGAGUCAUCGCCUCAGCUGCCGUCGUAGACAAACACGCUCUGCCCCCAACUCCACUCACCACCGCCAGCAACCCCAUGGAUUCCGAGGAGGAAUACAUGUCGGCUCUUUCGAGCGACGACGAGAUAAUGCAAGACGAUAGCGGCGAUGAGAUCUCCGCAGGUGAAGGUGUGUUUCCCAAUAUCCUCCACGACCCCCCAUAUUCGAUCACCUUGGUUACUAAUGAUGUUGACAUCACAGAUUUCGAUGACGAAGAGUUCGACGAGCCCGAUCCUGACUUUGGUCUGAUUAAAGAUGCAGAGAAGAAGAAGAAAUCCGCACAUGUAGUAUCAUACAAAGUUUAUGAACCGAGCGAUAUUCAACGCCAACAGGAUGACAUGAUCAGCGAAGUCAACAUGAUUUUAGACAUGCAGAAAGAGGACGCGGCCAUCUUGCUUCGCCAUUUCCGAUGGAACAAAGAAAGGUUGCUUGAGGAUUAUAUGGACAGACCAGAAAAAGUCCUCGAAGCUGCUGGAUUAAGCAGCAAUACAUCUAGCCCCCCAAAGCUGGAGGUUAUCCCUGGUUUCACAUGCGACAUAUGCUGUGAGGAUGAGGAGGGCCUCGAGUCAUUUGCCAUGAAAUGUGGUCAUCGGUACUGUGUUGAUUGCUACCGGCACUACUUGACACAAAAGAUCCGUGAAGAGGGUGAGGCUGCUAGGAUCCAAUGCCCCUCUGAUGGAUGCGGUCGCAUCCUUGACUCAGCGUCACUUGAUGUUCUGGUCACCCCAGCACUCGCAGAUCGAUACCAAGAACUACUCAACAGAACGUAUGUCGAAGACAAGGACAAUUUUAAGUGGUGUCCUGCCCCAGACUGCCCCAACGCUCUCGAGUGCGGCGUCAAGAAGAAGGACCUGAGCAAGAUCGUCCCUACUGUCGAGUGUCGAUGCGGGUAUAGAUUCUGCUUUGGUUGUCCGAACCCCGACCACCAACCAGCUCCCUGUGAGCUCGUUAAGAAAUGGCUCAAGAAGUGCGCCGACGACUCAGAAACAGCCAACUGGAUCUCGGCUAAUACCAAAGAAUGCCCAAAGUGCAACUCGACGAUCGAAAAGAAUGGAGGCUGCAACCAUAUGACUUGUCGAAAGUGCAAAUAUGAGUUUUGCUGGAUGUGUAUGGGACUUUGGUCUGAGCACGGCACCAGCUGGUAUAACUGCAAUAGAUAUGAGGAAAAGAGCGGAUCUGAGGCUCGUGAUGCACAAGCUAAAUCUCGGACGUCUCUUGAACGAUAUUUGCACUACUACAACCGAUAUGCCAACCACGAACAAUCGGCCAAGCUCGAUAAGGAUAUUGCUCAAAAAACCGAAAAAAAGAUGGUUCAGCUUCAGACAGCUUCGGGAAUGUCCUGGAUUGAGGUUCAGUAUCUCAAUUCCGCGUCCCAAGCUCUCCAAACAUGUCGACAAACGCUCAAGUGGACAUAUGCUUUUGCUUUUUAUCUCGCCAGGAACAACCUGACAGAGAUUUUUGAGGAUAACCAGAAGGACCUCGAGAUGGCCGUGGAGAACCUGUCUGAAAUGUUCGAGAAACCCACUGCAGAAUUGUCUGACCCCAAACUCAAGGUUGAUAUCAUGGACAAAACUUCAUACUGCAACAAGCGUCGCGUCAUUCUCCUUGAGGAUACAGCCGAGAACCUUGCAAUUGGUAAAUGGAUAUUUAACGCGGACCUAUUAGCUGCGACCACUUCUGCGCCUGUCAACCGUCGCUAA
Molecule: messenger RNA, 2313 nt
Organism: Fusarium redolens
Lineage: Eukaryota; Fungi; Ascomycota; Sordariomycetes; Hypocreales; Nectriaceae
Exons: 3
Coding region: 469-2313 (614 amino acids)
Biological process (GO): protein polyubiquitination; positive regulation of proteasomal ubiquitin-dependent protein catabolic process; ubiquitin-dependent protein catabolic process
Cellular component (GO): ubiquitin ligase complex; cytoplasm
Molecular function (GO): zinc ion binding; ubiquitin conjugating enzyme binding; ubiquitin protein ligase activity
Source: RefSeq, a predicted model, not a curated record